CCAAUUUACACGGUCGGGGCAGGGAAAGCGCGUCAUUCAGCCGCCCAAGCCAAGCCAAGUCGCGUCGCCAAAAACACGUCGGGCAUGGAAAUUGAUUUUCAACGUCUGAGCAACCAAGAGCCACUAUACAGUAGCACAACCGAACUCCCAUAUUGAUCAGCAAGCAUAACGAACGAUAACGCCAUCUAUACUUUCACGCUCCGAGCAUCUUCAUUUCUCAUUCCAAUAAUUGAUCACCUACUUAUUUUUAUUUUAAAAAAGCGAAAACUCUCAUUGCAUCAUUGUCUGUUUCCCUUCUCGACUGUUCCUCGUCUACUUUACGCGAUCGUCGCGUCCCGAUUCCCCCCUUGACGAUACAAGGCCACUUGCCGCUAUACAACUCUCACUCACCCUCAUGAAACUUGUGGCAUAUAGACUUGGCGAUCGAACCGCUUCCUUACCAUCGUCGACAUGUAUCUCCCGCGGCAAUUGAUCUCUAAACUCUACGUCCACCUUCAACAAACAAGACACCCGCUCUCCCCACCAGUACUUAUUCUUGUCGCUCUCGAACCCGAUGCUCUUUGUGCUUGCAGGAUCCUAACCCGGCUACUGAAGCAUGACUAUAUCCCCCACAAAAUACAGCCUGUUGCUGGUUAUACAGAUCUUGAAAAGGCUGGCCGAGAAUUGGUCGUGCCCAUGAUGGAGUCUCAGGGAGGUAGCGGUGGUGUCGUCGUAUGCCUUGGUGUUGGGGGUAUGGUUGAUCUGGGGCCACUUCUUGGCCUUGAGCCUGAAGGUGACGACCAGCCAUACAGUGGUGUUGAGGUUUGGGUUAUGGACGCUCAUCGACCGUGGAACCUUGGAAACGUUUUUGGCGGGUUUCCCCUCGACCCCGAAACGGAGGUCUCCUCGUCUUAUCAGUCGAGGUGCCCUACCGGUGUCAAUGGUGGUAUGAUUGAAUCGGCAUUUAAGCCUGGUAAGGGUGGAAUUAUUGUCUUUGAUGACGGUGAUAUUGUCGACGAUAUGCAAACUGAGCGCAAUGCGUAUCUUGAAUUGAUGGAGAUGCCCGAUAUUGACGACGAUGGUGAGGACUUGGGUGACACUGAUGAUGAGGACGACGACGAGAAUCCACACAAUGCCAUCCAAGAGAGUGUUCGUGCAGGCCAGAAGCGAAAAAGCUGGUCAGAUGCAGAGGACGAAAGCGACGAUGAUAGGCCCCACCAACGGCGAAGGAGUAACUCAUCUAGCUCUAUCGCUGAAUCACCUCGGCGCCCACAGCAAAGAGGGCUUAUAUCAAUGCGACAGCCCGAUCUUGGUCUGUCAAGCGAUGCUAUAGAGCCCCCUUCUGGAGCACAGUUACCUGCCGGGCCGUCACUCCGCGCACAAAGGAGACAACUCCUACGGUUACGACAAAAGCACGAGGCCAUUCUCCACCAAUAUUACAAAAUUGGAUCUUCUUUCUCAGAACCGUUAUCAUCAAUGAUGUAUUCGCUUGCUUCUGAUCUUGGUAGAGCAGACAAUGACCUUCUAUGGCUAUCUAUAGUUGGGGUAACAUCUAUGGAGCUCUAUGGCCGUUCAUCAGCAGGUAUUGCUGCGCCUGUCCGACAGAGCGACAAGAGCCGCCCAACAGGCUGGUUGGGCGCUCGAGGUGCUAGAAUACGCCAAGAGUUCCGCGACGAAGUCAGGCGGUUGAACCCCCCGGAACUUGCGAAUGGGCGUGUUGCUGCAGAAAAUACCGGCGUGAUUCCUACUACCGCGAGGAACCCUGAAGACACCGGAAUUCGGCUGUCCCCUGAGCCCAGGUUUUUGUUGAUCAGGCACUGGAGCCUCUACGACAGUAUGCUGCACUCACCAUAUCUCUUUUCUCGCCUCAAGACUUGGAGUGAAGCAGGAAUCAAGCGACUUCACAAGUUACUUGCAAAGAUGGGGGUCAGCCUGGCACAGUGCAAGCAGAGCUAUACUCACAUGGACAUGAUGUUGAAACGUGAGUUAAGGGCAAAGCUGUUGAAAUACGGCUCGCUUUACAACCUUGACGAGAUGGUACCAUCCGUCGAUACGGAUGGUAAAGACCGUGCUGGUGCGAAGGACGGGUGGGGGUUUGUCCGAAGUUGGGGAUGGCGAGCAACGCUGAGUGCCCAGGAUGUGGGAGUUGUUAUCGGUGCGCUACUAGAAGUUGGAAAACAUGUUCAGAAUCCAGACCCCGCCGUAGCAGCAAGUCAGGCUGGUCGAGACGCAGAAGAGGAGGCCGAGUUUGCAGCUCAGGGCGAAGAAUGGAUUGAGCGGUUCUGGGAGGCAUAUGACGCGCUUGAAAAUAUCGACGCGCUGAAGGCCGGUCUUCCUACUGCUCAGUUCCUUCACCGCGCCAUCUACCGGACAGGAACAUCUCUUAUCAACAAAAAGCAAAUCAAGCAUCUUCGUGCAUUUCGCAUGUGCGUGGUCAAGGAGGGCCCUGACGUUUCAUUAUUCACCCACCCCGCAGCGCUGACCAAAUUAUCACUCUGGAUAGGCGAAGCCCUUGCCGAACAAGAGAGGGAAACACAUGGCAAGCUAUCAAAUGGUGGUCGCGGUACGCCCCUUGUCGUCGCAAGUCUGAACGAGAAAAGAGGUGUAUAUGUCGUCGUAGGCACUGGCGGCGGUGGCGGUCCAGAUACCACGCUGCUUGAUAGAGAAGCCGCCAAGAAACGGAAAGCGGAGAGAGAAGAAAAGCUCAAGAAGAAAGAAGAGUCACGCCUAGCGAAGCAGAAAAUACGAGAGGAUAAGCGUGCAGCCCGACGAGACGCAGGUGAUGAUGACGACGAACUGGAAACUGAAUCAGAGGACUCAGAUAGCUCCGACUCUGACGCGUCAGAUGACGAGGAUGUCGAGCAUGAGAAAGGCUACGGCCUCAACAAGUUUGGCAUCGCGUUUCAAGAGGUGGUGGCAGAAACUAACACGCGGGUCCGAAUCGACAGUUUUGAGCAUUGCGUAGUAGAGGUUAAGAAGGAGGAUCUUGGUGGUUUUCUCGAGAGCUUGAGCAUGAAGGUUGUUGUUGGCUGAAGAGCAGAAUAGCACGGCCGAGUUUGGUGGUUGCUAAGGACCUAUCUAAUGAUUGUAUACGCGGGAGUCGUCCUGGUAGAUGCAAGCGGGCGAGAUGAUUAAAGUAGUUUUUAAAUUGGAUAUCUUCCAAACUGGCAGAGGGAUAGGAGUCAGGCGGCAUCAUGAAUUUGGGACAGGAAACAUGCAUGGGUGGAACUAUGGUUACGAUACCUCUCCACAAGACUUCUCUUGGGAGUAAAUUGAGCACUUAGCAGUGGAAAUACGUUAUGUUUUCACUCGACAAUUGGAUCUUGUGACAGACAUGAUCCAAUGAUAUUAAUUGAUAUGUGAG
Messenger RNA from Fusarium verticillioides 7600, 3343 nucleotides. Its product is annotated as cell division control protein 45. Gene Ontology annotation, molecular function: chromatin binding; DNA replication origin binding; single-stranded DNA binding. The transcript is spliced from 3 exons. Gene Ontology annotation, biological process: mitotic DNA replication preinitiation complex assembly; double-strand break repair via break-induced replication; DNA replication initiation. The record is from RefSeq and is a predicted model, not a curated record. NCBI's taxonomy places the organism in Eukaryota, Fungi, Ascomycota, Sordariomycetes, Hypocreales, Nectriaceae. Gene Ontology annotation, cellular component: DNA replication preinitiation complex. The coding region runs from base 451 to 3012 and encodes 853 amino acids.